Molecule: messenger RNA, 1050 nt
Organism: Medicago truncatula (barrel medic)
Lineage: Eukaryota; Viridiplantae; Streptophyta; Magnoliopsida; Fabales; Fabaceae
Product: F-box/kelch-repeat protein At3g23880
Exons: 2
Coding region: 1-1050 (349 amino acids)
Molecular function (GO): protein binding
Source: RefSeq, a predicted model, not a curated record
AUGGGAACUCUUAGAUCACUCUUCAACUCUUUCCACCCAUCGCGGCUGCCGGAUCUCCCGCUCGAAUUGGUGGCAGAGAUUCUAUGCAGACUUCCUGUCAAGCUCCUCCUACAACUUCGAUGUCUCAGUAAGUCCUUCAAUACCCUAAUCUCUGAUCCCAAUUUCGCAAAGAAACACCUUCGCUUAUCAAUCACCCGCCGCAACCUCAUCUUAACCUACUUUGAUGAUACUUAUGAUAUGAAGUCAACGCUAAUCUUUUACCGGCUUCACUCCAUUUUUCACCCGCUUCGCUCCAUUUUUAACUCUGUAACAGUUAAACCGACCCAACUACACUAUCCUUUUGAUCCACUAUACAAUAAUAUCGUUGGCUCUUGCAAUGGAAUCCUAUGUUUGGAUAAGAAAGACUCCAAUAUUGUUAAACAAAGCAAUGUCAUUUUGUGGAACCCUUCCAUUAGAAAAUCCAAAAUAUUGCCUUCUUUUAAAAUUCAAGGAGAAUGUGGUUUUGUUAAAUAUGGCUUUGGCUACGAUCAUGUGAAUGAUGUUUACAAGGUGGUUGCUGUUUUUUCCUAUUAUUGUGGUAAUGAGGGUUUCAAAACUCAAGGAAUGGUUCAUACUUUGGGUACUAAUUCAUGGAGAAUGAUUCAUGGGGAGUUACCUCUUCCACGUUAUAGAAGACUUUUGCAGCCUAAUUAUGGAGGGGAAUAUGUGCAUAAGGUGAACUUGGGUGUUUUGAGGGAUUGUUUGUGUAUCCUUGCAUGUAGUCCUAGGGUUUAUAGUGUUUGGCUAAUGAAAGAAUAUGGAAAUGAAGAGUCUUGGAUUAAAUUGUUUCGUAUUCCUGAAAAGAAAGGUCUUAUCUAUUACUCAUAUGUCAAGCCACUAUGGAUUUCUAACAAUGGCCAAGUGCUAAUCGAUUAUGCGUCAUGGAGGAGAACAAAUUUGGCCGUUUAUGACUUCAAAAAUGGUACUUUUAAGAAACCCUUGAUGCAAGACUUCAAUGGUUCGAUGACCUAUGAAGUUUGUAGUGAGAGUCUGAUAUCACCUUGUUUCUAA